Molecule: messenger RNA, 693 nt
Organism: Dermacentor silvarum
Lineage: Eukaryota; Metazoa; Arthropoda; Arachnida; Ixodida; Ixodidae
Exons: 2
Coding region: 97-693 (198 amino acids)
Source: RefSeq, a predicted model, not a curated record
GCUACAUGGUGGCAGCGGCAGUCAUGACCGGCAGCAGCGAGGCAAGCGGAUAGCAGGCCAUCCCGGACCGUUUCCAGCUUCAAAGGACUGCCAGACAUGGAACCAGCGCCUUCCCUCCAGGCCCCGGUCACCACGCUACUGCCGCACCCAAGGUCCUUGGACACCACAGGCGACGUUUGGCAGAGCUGGAGAACAUGGAGGCAAGAAUUCGACCUCUACGCCACGGCUACCUACCUCAGUCAACAGCCAAAAGAGCGGCUCAUGGGACGGCUGACCAGGACCCUUCUACCGGUUCCGGCUACUCACCUGCAGCCUCGGACGGUACAACCAAAGGACGUCCAGCAGCGACUGCUAGACAUCCGUCGGAAGCAACGGACCUACUACAACAGGGGUACCAAGCCUCUACCUGAGCUACCACUGGGUGCCAGGGUCACUGUGUAUAACGUGCCCUCGGGAACAUGGUCGCCCGCUACAAUAAUCCAAAGAGGUGACAGCCCGCGCUCCUACAUAUUUAAAGGCGAAGAUGGACGACAGUUCCAGCGGACGAGAGAACAUCUCGGGCCAUCCUACACACCCAGCGGGCAAGAUGCAGUGGCACCUGUCCCUCAAGUCGCCGGGACGCCUGAGUCUCCUACGCAACAACCGGUCCGAAGAAGCCAUCGAACGUGUCGUCCGCCAACCAAGAUACCCUAA